AUGGAUAUAGAUAUGGAUUGCAAGACAGUCGCUGAUGUUGUUGUUUUUAAAUUCAAGAAAGUAAUUUCUCUUUUGGGUCGAACCAGAACCAGCUAUGCUCGCUUUAGAAAAGCUCAUGUGGCGGUGGCUAUAGCUGCUACUCUAAGGCACACCCAAAUUAGCCAAGAAAAUAAAUUUAUUGAAAGUAAGGUUUAUUAUGCUAUGUCGAUCCAGCAGAUUCCUCCUCUUCUGGUCCCUAAUCAUUACCAUGAUUAUUUUUCUAUGGGGAUGAUGCUAAAGAAUAAUGGGAUGAUUAGUGAGAGGAAAGAAUCCUCUACCACCAUUAAUUUUUCUUAUUUUUUUGCUGAGAACUCCUUUAUUUCUUCCUUGACGGGUGAUACGACUGAUAGCAAACAGCCGUCAUCUUCAUCAGCAUUUCAGCCCCUUUUGUAA
Molecule: messenger RNA, 432 nt
Organism: Manihot esculenta (cassava)
Lineage: Eukaryota; Viridiplantae; Streptophyta; Magnoliopsida; Malpighiales; Euphorbiaceae
Product: probable WRKY transcription factor 7
Exons: 1
Coding region: 1-432 (143 amino acids)
Source: RefSeq, a predicted model, not a curated record